Molecule: messenger RNA, 639 nt
Organism: Striga hermonthica
Lineage: Eukaryota; Viridiplantae; Streptophyta; Magnoliopsida; Lamiales; Orobanchaceae
Source: the annotation of a GenBank genome assembly
AUGUCACAGAAUAGAUGUGAUGGACGCGAGCAGGCUAAGGGGAUUCCUGGGUUCAGGGUGCAGCAACCACGUCCACAUGGGAUGAAACUUCCGCUGCCGUCUACUCAAAUGAACUCUUCUUCAAAGAUGGGGCUUCAACCGGUGCAGCAGACACGUCCACAUGGGAUGAAAAUCCCACCGCCGCCAGCUCAAGUGAACUCCUCCUCAAGAAUGUCUCAAGGCAAGUGGAAAAAUAGCCCAAGGCCACAAAGGAGAAAUCAGAGUCAGACUAGUUGGGCCUCUACUGAGCAUAUGAGGAAUCAGAAUAAUUGGGCCUCUCCUGAGCCUCGGAUGCAAGCAAUAUUUUUGGGCUCAGGCCCAAAAUCUUCUGGAACUGGAGUUUUUAUUCCCCAAACCCAUGUCGUUGUCCGCCAAUUUAACAAGAGGCCAGCUUUCUCUCCAGUUUUGCUCCCUACACGAGUUGUUCGAGUCCUAAACCUCAACGUUCAUCAUGAGAAUGGGCAGUCUAUUAAGCCUCAAUCAGGACAAGGCAAGAAUGCUGCAAAAAAAGAUGAGCAAAAGCUGGAAAAGAACAAGAAGAAGGAGAAUGGCAUUUAUAUCUCGCCAGACAUAUUUUUGCCUGAAGAGUGGACUUACUGA